Messenger RNA from Lecanosticta acicola, 477 nucleotides. Lineage: Eukaryota; Fungi; Ascomycota; Dothideomycetes; Mycosphaerellales; Mycosphaerellaceae. The record is from the annotation of a GenBank genome assembly.
AUGUCUUCAAAUACGCACGAGCUCCCCAGCGACGUCUUCCAGCCCAUCCCCGCCUCCCGCGUCAUAUCAUCUGAAUCCUUUGCGGAGGCUAUCAAAGACUUACCUCUCGACACCCUCUACGCAAAAGCUGCCGAGCUCCAAAACAGCAUCUCCCAUCUCCUAUCCAGCAACAUUCAAAUGAAACCUUUCGCAGACGAAGGCGAUCGAGAUUGCGUGGAAGCGAUCGAGGAGAAUGAUGUGGUGAUUAAGAGGCACGAGGAGAGGAUCGAGUUGUUGAAGGUGGAGGCUGAGAGGAGAGGGUUGGCGUGGAGUAGGCAUGGGGAUAAUACGGAGGAGGUCGUGCCGAAGACCAAUGGAGCUACACACGAGGAAGCAAGUGGAAAUGGGCGGCUUACGGAUGAGGAGUUGAGGAGGAGGUUGGAGGAGCAGAUGAGCGAUACGGUCGGGGAAGAUGACGAAGAUGGCGUGCAUCUGUGA